Messenger RNA from Ceraceosorus guamensis, 1970 nucleotides. RefSeq lists its product as hypothetical. NCBI's taxonomy places the organism in Eukaryota, Fungi, Basidiomycota, Exobasidiomycetes, Ceraceosorales, Ceraceosoraceae. Gene Ontology annotation, molecular function: tRNA-intron lyase activity; nucleic acid binding. Gene Ontology annotation, biological process: tRNA-type intron splice site recognition and cleavage; tRNA splicing, via endonucleolytic cleavage and ligation. The transcript has 3 exons. The record is from RefSeq and is a predicted model, not a curated record. Bases 110 to 1885 code for a protein of 591 amino acids. Gene Ontology annotation, cellular component: tRNA-intron endonuclease complex.
UCCCUCCCUUGUGCCUCUUCGUGAUGCCACAUUUGGCCACAAUUUGAAUUUGACCAGCGCUACACUUGAAGUUCAGCCCGAUCGCGCUUGCCAAUCCCGCUGUGCAAAGAUGCCGCGCGGUCGUCAUCGACAGAGCAAGCCUCAUCCAAGCGCUGCUGCUCCUUCCACCUCCGCAUCUGGAGUCGGCACCAGCGGUCCUUCGAGAGUCGCCGGUGGAGCAGGCAACCCUAGUGCGGGCGUAUCAGGCAAAGCUCGGUCCUCAUUCAAGAAUCAGGUCUACUCCCAAGCUUUGCCUGUACAUGUAUCUCCGCACGAUGAGAAUGGGAAGCGGGCAGGACGCACAAGACCGCAUGAGAGUGAGGGAUGGUGGGAAUACAUUGCGGCUUUGGUUGGGGCGAAGAGCGAUAAAGGCAAGGGUCGAGCUAGUCAGCAUGAACCACCGACUGCCGAGGACCCGCAGAGGAGCGGAGCGAGCAAGGUGAAAGGAACUUGGGACCCGCUCACUCGGUCAGUCUGGAUCCACGUCACUCCCACCGCGCCCAUCGCGCCUCUCUUGGACCUGCAUUCUUUCCAGGACUCGAGCGCGGCCGAUCCCUCGAGCGCAAGAACAAGACCUCACAGAGAUUCCCAAGGGAGAAUAAUCACAGGCAGAAAAGCUCAGACGUAUGCUUCGAGGAAAUUGUGGGAGCGGGGCUUCUUUGGCAAGGGAACGCUAAGCAGAAGCGAGCCUACUUGGAGGGAUCGAAAGGUGGGAGAGGUCAGGGUAGAGAGGGAGCGAGCGCGCGGCAAAUUUGUCAGCACGCCGGAGGAAUUGACAGCUCAACGUCGACGAGAGCGCAAAGCAGCCAAGAUCGCCCGUGCUCGUUUGGCAGUUCGAGCAGGCACACAGCUGCCAGACGGCAUCGUGGCGCUAGGAGGCGAGCUCAAUUCGGAAGAUGAGAGGGUGCUAGAACGCAUCGCUGAGAGGGAACUGGAUCGAGAAGACGUCGAGGGUCCACAAGAUGAGUUGGAAGCGGAAGAAGAGUAUGGGAAGCAUAUUCCUGGACUUAUCUACUUGAGACCCAAGGACGAAGAAGACCGGUCAGAGCAGCGAGAUGCACCAAGCAACGGCGAAGGAAGCCAAGCAUUGCACACAGGCGAGCAUGUGGAGGAGCAUGGAGAGGAAGAAUGGAUAGAAGUGCAAGAUAUGGAGGUCCUUCAAUUGAACGUGUACGAGGUCUUCUUUCUGGCAGGAAUGCUCGACGUGAUUGAAGUGUCGGACGAGCGAGGUGGCACGCUUGCCAUUUUUGAUCUAUACGCCCUGCUCUGCAGCACGACUCUGAAGCCUGUACACCUGCCGCUCGCGCAACUUGAGAUGCCAAGCAUUCAAGAUUUGGAGAACACGGCUCACCUGUGGGCAAGACCGGACAACCCCUUCUUGGUGCAGUAUGUUGCUUAUCACCAUUUCAGAUCUUUGGGAUGGGUAGUGAAGAGCGGAAUCAAAUUCUGUGUCGACUUUUUGCUGUACAAGAAGGGACCUGUCUUCAGCCAUGCCGAAUUUGCGAUUCUCGUCAUCCCAUCUUACGUGGACUCGGCCGACUCGCAAGGAAUCAAAACGGAUGAGUUUACCACUUUUGACGGUUCCUCUGCUCCUUCUACUCCAUUCAUCCCGCAUACAACAUCCGGCGAGAAGUCCUGGGUGUGGUUCAGCACGAUGAACCGGGUUCAGACUCAAGUGCUCAAGACGCUAGUGCUAGCUUACGUCACGGUACCCAGGCGCUGCGACGUUGACCCGCAAGAUCUCAGAGAUCCACAACGCUUCGUGCAGAGGUUGAAAGCGGGCGAUCUGUACUCUGUCAGAGAGAUCGCUAUUAGACGUUGGGUGCCGGCUAGGAUGAGAGCGUAGCGCUUUACAAUCACUGCUCAAUGCGAUGCAGAUAUGAUGUCAAUCUUGAUGGAUGCUUGGUCAUGCGUGAAGAAGUCAGGACAUC